This is a messenger RNA of Hylaeus volcanicus, 1441 nucleotides long. RefSeq lists its product as uncharacterized. The record is from RefSeq and is a predicted model, not a curated record. The transcript has 9 exons. Gene Ontology annotation, biological process: sensory perception of smell; detection of chemical stimulus involved in sensory perception of smell. Gene Ontology annotation, molecular function: odorant binding; olfactory receptor activity. NCBI's taxonomy places the organism in Eukaryota, Metazoa, Arthropoda, Insecta, Hymenoptera, Colletidae. Bases 8 to 1183 code for a protein of 391 amino acids. Gene Ontology annotation, cellular component: plasma membrane.
UGUUACCAUGGACGAGUGGGAGGUGAGAGCUCGGUAUUUGAAAAUUAAUAAAUUCUUUGGCCAAUUCACCGGCGUGUGGCCUUAUCAGAAUCGAUUUUUGAAAAAUUUUCUGCGAUUUCUCACAACUAUUUGGACGUUAACAGCAUUUGUAACGCAGAUAGCAAAGGUGGUCGUAUUUUAUAGUAUCGACACAUUGUCGGGUGAAACUCCUUUUCUCAUAUUGAGUUUGAGUCUACUUACAAGGCACUGCAACUAUGUCUUGAACGAGCAUAAGCUACAGGAUCUCCUAGACAAUAUAGUAUACGAUUGGACAAUUGAAAGGCCGGAAGAAGAGGUGGCUAUUUUGGACGCUUAUAGCUCAAGGGCAGCAUUUUUCACAUCUUUUUACAGAGCGAAUAUAUGUAUCUCCUCGUUCUUCUUUUCCAUUACGCCAACUGUACCGUUCAUCUUGGAUAUCGUUAUACCUUUAAACGAAUCGCGAGAUCGUCUGUUGAUAUAUCCAGCCUAUUACUUCGUAGACGAAGAGAAAUAUUAUUUUUUCAUCAUAGGACACAUGUUACUAUCGGCGAUGUUACUCCCAUGCGUAUUUAUCGGCUGCGAUUCGAAUUUGAUGUGUACUGUACAUCAUGCUUGCGCUUUACUAAUGAUAAGUGGGCAUCGUUUCAAACACGCGGUGGAUGAUACAUAUAAUUAUCAUACGAAAGACGCUCGCGUUCUGAGGGAUAUACAGUAUGAUAACGUUUGCCGAUCCAUCGAUGCCCAUAACAGGGCUGUUAAAUAUAUAGAGAAAGUUGAAGCCUGUCACGAAAAAUGUCUUUUCUAUCUAAUGGGAUUGACCAUCAUGGCAUUUUCGAUCACUUUGCUACAGGCAACUACUUUGGAAAUGUCAAUAGCUUUUAUCACGUUUGUCGUAUUCGCAGUGGCCCAGAUAAUUCACGUCCUUUUUCUAACUAUCAUGGGGCAGUUCGUGAUCAAUUCUAACGAAGAAGUCUUCCGCAAUAUAUGUGAAGCGCUUUGGUAUAAGGGUUCAACGCGAACACAGUUGUUGUACGUAUUGGUGAUGCGAAAAUGUAUAACUCCCCCGGAAUUAUCAUGCGGGGGUUUCAUUCCGUUAAAUUUGGAUAGCUUUCAACAGAUUUUAAAAGCAUCCUUCUCCUAUUACACAGUACUGAGAAACGCAUGAUGAAAUAAUUACAACAUCAGACGCGGAAUAUUAUGGGAAUCUCAAUAACGUCUAAUUAAACCGAGCCAAAUGUAUUUGAACCAAAUACUUUGUUUACUGUUAAAGUUAAAGAUUGUACUUGUUAUCACCAAUUUAAUCACGCACCCCUUUUCCGUCUAUAUUACAUGGGAUAUACUCAGGUAUAUGAAAGUAAAUUAAAAUUUGUCGCUGUUAUGUAAUCGAGUGAAUGUUAUUCUUAACGUAAAUGUUAUUGUGACA